CAAUGAACUUAAAGGGAGAUUUGAGAGUCAGCCCAUGCAGUUUUACAUGAAAUCUAGCACUCUAACUGUCUUCCUUCAGCUCCAGAUGCUGCAGAGUCAUGGAAAACCAAUCCAGUGUUUCUGAGUUUUUCCUCCGAAGAAUAUCUGUGUCUCCUGAGCAACAACAGUCUCUCUUCGGAAUUUUCCUGUGUAUAUAUCUUGUCACCUUGACUGGGAACCUGCUCAUCAUCCUGGCCAUUGGCUCUGACCUGCACCUCCACACCCCCAUGUACUUUUUCUUGGCCAACCUGUCUUUUGUUGACAUAGGUUUAACGUCCUCCACAGUUUCCAAGAUGCUGGUGAAUGUACAGACACGGCAUCACACUAUCUCCUACAUGGGUUGCCUCACGCAAAUGUAUUUCUUUCUGAUGUUUGGUGAUCUGGACAGCUUCUUCCUGGCUGCCAUGGCGUAUGACCGCUAUGUGGCCAUUUGCUGCCCCCUCUACUACUCCACAGUCAUGAGCCCCCAAGUCUGUGCCCUAAUCCUCACGUUGUGCUGGGUCCUCACCAAUGUUGUUGCUCUGACUCACACACUCCUCAUGGCUCGACUGUCAUUCUGUGUGACUGGGGAAAUUGCUCACUUUUUCUGUGACAUCACUCCUGUCCUGAAGCUAUCAUGUUCUGACACCCACAUCAACGAGAUGAUGGUUUUUGUCUUGGGAGGCACAGUGCUCAUUGUCCCCUUUCUAUGCAUUGUCACCUCCUACAUCCACAUUGUGCCUGCUAUCCUGAGGAUCCGAACCCAUGGUGGGGCGGGCAAGGCCUUUUCCACCUGCAGUUCCCACCUCUGCAUUGUUUGUGUGUUCUAUGGGACCCUCUUCAGUGCCUACCUGUGUCCUCCCUCUAUCGCCUCUGAAGAGAAGGACAUUGCAGCAGCUGCAAUGUAUACCAUAGUGACUCCCAUGUUGAACCCCUUUAUCUGUAGCCUAAGGAACAAGGACAUGAAGAGGGCCCUCAAGAGGCUCUUCGGUCAGAGGAAAAUUGUUUCAUCUUAG
This is a messenger RNA of Sapajus apella (tufted capuchin), 1034 nucleotides long. RefSeq names its product olfactory receptor 1N1. The transcript has a single exon. NCBI's taxonomy places the organism in Eukaryota, Metazoa, Chordata, Mammalia, Primates, Cebidae. The record is from RefSeq and is a predicted model, not a curated record. The coding region runs from base 99 to 1034 and encodes 311 amino acids. Gene Ontology annotation, molecular function: G protein-coupled receptor activity; olfactory receptor activity. Gene Ontology annotation, biological process: G protein-coupled receptor signaling pathway. Gene Ontology annotation, cellular component: membrane.